UCCACCAUUUAAAAACUUGCUCUGUAGGGCCACCGAGUCCUCUCUCUCUCCCUCUCUCUCAGCAGCCUAGGCAGAGGAGACAUAGACCAUCAAUGGCGGCCCACCUUCUCUCCCUCCGCACUCCCCACUUCUACUUCCAACGGUCGGAUUUGUCUUCCCGCCAAGUCCCAACCAGACCCUUAACGACCUGUACAUUUACUUCAGUGCCUUAUGAUCCUUCGUCGUCGUCAACAUCAUCUUCAAGCAGUGCAAAUAGAACCCAAACCUUUCUCUAUCUUCCUUUAAUCACCGAAAGACCCAACUCGACUCGGUCCGUGACGGCUCGGUCGCACUUGAAUCUCCCUCUCGUUUCUCCUAAUGACCACUGGGGUACCUGGACCGCUCUCUUCGCCACCGGUGCUUUCGGUCUCUGGUCGGAGAAGACCAAGAUCGGAAGUACAUUGAGUGGUGCUUUAACGAGCACUUUGAUAGCACUUGCAGCAAGUAAUUUGGGGAUUAUUGCGAAUGAAGCUUCCGCAUAUUCAGUUGUGUUGGAGUUUCUGCUCCCAAUGGCUGUACCAUUGCUGUUGUUUAGAGCAGAUUUGCGCCGCGUGAUAAAGUCGACUGGGACACUUCUCUUGGCUUUCUUGAUAGGCUCAGUUGCAACAACAGUUGGAACAGCGGUGGCAUAUGCGUUAGUUCCAAUGCGAUCACUUGGUCAAGAUAGUUGGAAAAUAGCAGCUGCACUCAUGGGCAGACAUAUUGGUGGAGCUGUCAAUUAUGUUGCCAUUGCUGAAGCCCUUGGUGUUUCUCCAUCAGUUUUAGCUGCUGGACUAGCUGCGGAUAACGUUAUUUGUGCAGUAUAUUUUACGACGUUGUUUGCAUUAGCUUCUAAGAUACCCCCUGAGACAUCAAAGUCAACCAAUGAUGUUGCAAUGGAUGUGGAAUCGGAGCCUGGCAACAAACUGCCUGUGCUACAAAUGGCUACUGCACUUGCUGUAUCAUUUGCCAUCUGCAAGGCUGGCGCUUUUCUCACAAAAUAUUUUGGAAUUCAAGGGGGCAGCCUCCCAGCCAUAACGGCUAUUGUUGUUAUUCUAGCAACUGCAUUUCCAAAGCAGUGUGGUUAUCUUGCACCAUCUGGAGAGGCUAUGGCUUUGAUAUUAAUGCAGGUAUUUUUUGCUGUGAUUGGUGCUAGUGGGAACAUAUGGAGUGUCAUAAACACGGCACCUAGUAUUUUUCUGUUUGCUCUUGUCCAAAUAGCAAUCCAUCUUGCUGUGAUUCUCGGACUGGGAAGGCUCUUUCGCAUCGAUCUGAAGUUGUUACUCCUGGCGUCAAAUGCCAACGUCGGAGGUCCUACGACGGCAUGUGGGAUGGCCACAGCAAAAGGAUGGACUUCUUUGGUUGUUCCUGGCAUUCUUGCAGGCAUCUUUGGAAUUGCUAUUGCAACUUUUCUCGGCAUUGCAUUUGGUGUGACAGUCUUAAAGUUCAUGUAAUUUUUUCUAUUUUCAACGCCAAAACUGGUGCAUAUGUGUAACCAACCAAUAAGAGAAGCAACAUACUUGGAAAUAUUCAGUUGGGAGUUUAGAGCAAAACCCACUGUUAAUAUCUCCUUGUUCAAGUUCAACAUCCUAGUGAGAUCAUGGAUAUAUGAUUAAAGAUUCGGCUUAAAUGCUGUAAGAAGAUUAUAAUUUUUUCAUCGGUCCAAA
Corylus avellana is the source of this 1685-nucleotide messenger RNA. RefSeq lists its product as uncharacterized. The record is from RefSeq and is a predicted model, not a curated record. Lineage: Eukaryota; Viridiplantae; Streptophyta; Magnoliopsida; Fagales; Betulaceae.